Messenger RNA from Racocetra persica, 558 nucleotides. Lineage: Eukaryota; Fungi; Glomeromycota; Glomeromycetes; Diversisporales; Gigasporaceae. The record is from the annotation of a GenBank genome assembly.
AUGUCUUCUCGCCACAAAAUACCAUAUCAAACUCAUAGAAAUGUUGUUUCUACACACAGUCAUCACUCUCGCGAUUCUCACAAAGACACUAUAAUUUUAAAUCGUUAUAAACAUCGAUCUCAUCAUUCCAAUCGUUCUAAUCGUUCUUUUUCCCCUCAUCAUUCUCGUGGUCAUUCUCCCUCUCCUCAUCACUUUCGUAGUCGUUCUCGUUUCCCUGAAUUCGCUAAACUUCAGUCAGAAGUUUCAUUACUUGCUGCUGAAUUAAAUAAGUUGAAAGCAUCAUCGCAACAAUCUUUGGACAAUGACUUUGGGCAACUUGGUAAAAAAUUACGACGAAAACACAAUAUUAAACAUAUGUUUAGCACUCAGGACAAACUACUCUAUGAACUAAAACCUCAUUCUUGGACAGUUGACGAAUUUAAAAAGAAUCUUGAUCAAAUUAUUGAAGUAAGUGGGUAUUAUUCCGAUGAGGUUUCUGAAACAGAUAUUGACCAGGCAGCUUAUGAAGUUGAGAAAGAGAACUGUACAAAAGAUGAUGAUGCUGUUGAUGAUUUUCAC